Pomacea canaliculata is the source of this 3142-nucleotide messenger RNA. RefSeq names its product phosphoserine aminotransferase-like. Gene Ontology annotation, cellular component: cytoplasm. Gene Ontology annotation, molecular function: pyridoxal phosphate binding; O-phospho-L-serine:2-oxoglutarate transaminase activity. Lineage: Eukaryota; Metazoa; Mollusca; Gastropoda; Architaenioglossa; Ampullariidae. Gene Ontology annotation, biological process: L-serine biosynthetic process. The transcript is spliced from 10 exons. The coding region runs from base 157 to 1266 and encodes 369 amino acids. The record is from RefSeq and is a predicted model, not a curated record.
AGUUCUCUGAAACUCACUUUCGGCGGAGGAACAUGGAGGUUAUAAAAAGGUGAUGCAAGCUAGCAGUUGUCUCUUCAUGUAGCGUAUUCGACUGUAACUUAUUCCUAGAGAAUUGCUAUUUUUAAAAACCAAACAACCACUAUCUCCUGCCUUAAAAUGGAUUCCACUCCAGUCAUCAAUUUUUCACCAGGUCCAGCAAAACUACCGGCGUCGGUACUUGCACAAGCCCAGAAAGAAAUGGUUAACUACAAAAGUACGGGUGUCAGUGUCAUGGAACUCAGCCAUAGGUCAUCAGACUUCACAAAAAUUUUGACAGGUGCAGAAAACAAUCUCCGAAAACUGCUGAACAUCCCUAACAAUUACAAGGUGAUAUUCCUGCAAGGUGGUGGAACUGGACAAUUCUCAGCCCUCCCUCUCAAUCUUUUGGCCCUGAAACCGAGCAUGUCUGCUGACUAUGUUGUCACAGGCAGCUGGUCAGCCAAAGCAGCCCAGGAAGCAGCAAAAUAUGGCAAAGUCAACCUUGUGCUUCCAAAAACCAAGAAGUACACAGACAUCCCAGACCCAAGCACCUGGACUCUUAACCCAGAAGCAUCUUAUCUUUACUACUGUGCCAAUGAGACAAUACAUGGUGUGGAAUUCCAACAUAUUCCAGAAUUCUGUGGUGUUCCCCUGAUUGCAGACAUGUCUUCAAAUAUCCUGACACGUGACAUUGAUGUGUCCAAGUUUGGCGCGAUAUUUGCUGGUGCACAAAAGAACAUUGGUUGUGCUGGUGUCACUUUGGUCAUUAUUCGUGAAGAUCUGAUUGGGAAGGCAUUGCCCAUCUGUCCUAUCAUCUUUGACUUCCAGGUUCAGGUUGGAAACAACUCACUGUAUAACACGCCACCAACUUACAGCAUCUACAUCAUGGGCCUUGUCUUUGAGUGGAUUUUGGAGCAAGGUGGUGUAGCAAAAAUGGAAGAAUGGGCCAUCAAAAAGUCUUCUGCAGUUUAUGAUGUCAUUGACAGCUCAAAUGGUUUUUAUGUAUGCCCUCUGGACAAAGGUUGCCGAAGCCGCAUGAAUAUUCCCUUCCGGAUUGGAUCAGCUCAGGGUGAUGAGGCUUUGGAGAAGAAAUUUAUUCAAGAGGCAGAAAAUGCAAAACUCAUUUCUCUUAAAGGCCAUAGAUCUGUGGGUGGCAUCCGAGUAUCACUGUAUAAUGCUGUUACAGUGGAUGAGACAUUAGUUUUGGUCCAGUUCAUGAAGGACUUCAUGGCUCGGUAUCGUCAGUAAAGUUCUGUGCAGAACUUGGGUGUAUCACAGUCAACGUGACAUUGGUGGACAAAAAAGACAGUUUUUUGUUUUUUUUAUGUCUUUUUGAUCUCUUGCAUUAUCUUUCACUCACACUCUCAAACUGUGGCCGAUUCUGUAUGUGAGAGAGCAAGCUUAAAUUGUGUGUGUGUGUGUGCGCGCGCGCUCCAAAGUACAUGUCUGGGUGUGUUUACCAAGAGUGAAGCUAAGAACUGCAACAGAAAGAGAAUCUCAGCAUGAAGUCUUUCCACAAAGUCUAAUUGUGAUACUGAAUUCUCUGCCUUCUGUAUGAUAUCAAUACUUUGAUGAGACCAUUACAAUCUAAUUUAAGACCAUGUUGUAGAUGUGUGUGGGCUGUAUAUACAUGCCUGGUAUGAAGAAUCUUAAUUCCAAAACUGCAACUAGCAAACUAGACAUGAACAUAGCCAGUCUAAAUGUGGGCAUGUUAAAUGUGGCCUGCACAAAUUUGUUCUUUCCAUUCUGUUUACCUUGAUAAUAAUAAAUAUAACCAUGUUAAGAGUAUAUAUAUAUUGCGUUAUUCAUUACCAUCAGACUUUGUAGUUGAAUCCCAUCGGUAUAGUAUAUCCACUUUGUUCAGUUUAACAAUUUUAUACUUGAUCAUAAAAAUAGCUUGUUUAAAGAAAUUCGUGCCUUGGAAUUAAUCAUCAAACUGUGGGUUAAAAAAAAACUUUUCACUUUGUGUUUGAAAAUGUAGCAAAUGCUCUUUAGAAGAAAAUGGAAAUUAAGGUGACCCUAUUUUACUCUGUGGCAGAGAAGAUGGCAUAUAUAUAUAUACGAUGAUGUAUAUAUGACAUAAUGUUUGCUGCUGUAAAUCCUUUCAUAUUGAAAGCAUUAAUAUUUUUAAACUUAUAAAUACUAUUGAAUAAAACAGAAUCUAAAUCAGAGGUAUACUGAAGGAAAAUUAUCUUUUUAAAACCUAAUGUUAUUGUUUCCAUAAAGAAACAGAGUAAAAAAAAAAAAAAUCCAUCAACCCACAGUGCAGUUUGAAUUUCCUUCAUGGAAUGGAAGACCAAUAACUUUGUACAGAGCGUAGUAGCCACCCAAUUGGGACAAAAGGAACUUCAUGCAAUAGUGAAAUUAUAUAAAUCUAGUGGCAUGCUUGUAUAAAUGUGACAAAGUAUUUUGUGCCUGAUAUGCCUUGUAAGUCAUGCUGUAAGGUAAUUUGCAAGCAUUUAUCCUCUAGUACAAUCUGUCAAGUAUUAUAAAAUAUUUCGUGGGUAAGGUUCCUAAUGGUAUUCAUAAUUGGUAUGUCAGGAUAGAUGUGUAUGCAGAGUGGGAGAAAAACCUAUUUGACAAUGCAGUUUUAAAAUGCCAUUUUUCUGUUAAAUUAGUAAUAUUUUAAAGAAUGAUUUGUUUCUUGAAAUAAAAUCUUACUCAACCCUUCAUGUGCUUCACUGAAAUGUAAAAUCCAGCACAACACUGCGCAUGCAUUUUGUACAGCACAAUGUAAUGAUUUUUUGCUGUGUUCCAAGACACAGGGAUCUCAAAUUGUGUUUAUUUUGAAAAGAUGCCCUGUACUGACAUCUUCAAUUUAACCAAACAAGAUUCAGCAUAAUUUGUACUUUCAAGUGCUGCAUGACUAACACAGUUUUUGCCCAUUUUCAGUUAGACAUGCCUUCUUAGCAUAUUCCUGAAAACAAAUGUUCUGAAAAUGCUGUGUGCUUUCACAUCGUGGUCUUAUUUUGUACAUAACCAAAGGACAAGUUGGUUGAUACCUCUCACAGCAGACUCACGAUGGCAGACAAUGUGCAGGAGGAGUAGAGACCGGUAUUUUUAUUUACAUUCUUUGUGGACCACUUGUAAAAUCCAAAGGCAAUAAAUUUGUAGUGGAAUCGAG